Molecule: messenger RNA, 432 nt
Organism: Echinococcus granulosus
Lineage: Eukaryota; Metazoa; Platyhelminthes; Cestoda; Cyclophyllidea; Taeniidae
Exons: 4
Coding region: 1-432 (143 amino acids)
Source: RefSeq, a predicted model, not a curated record
AUGGAACAUCAGCGUUUAUUUAUGCUGCAAACUAUGAAGUUGUCAAGAAAUAUACGUAGUUUUCUUGACACAGUUUACCCAAAUAACGGGCUUUAUGGAUUUGCCGGAAAUGCAUUUACUCGAAAGUGGUUUUAUGCUUUGGAAAUAUAUGUGAUUACACUUUUACUUCAUCAUUUAUUUAAAAUUAACAGAAAGGAAGUAAACAGAGUUGUUACCAAAAUGAAGUUCAUUAGCCUCGAGUUGUACGUGGUUUCUUUUAAUGUGUCACAUAUUACUACCCAUCAAAACGAAAGUCUGGUGCAAAAUUGCACUUUUAUAAAAAGUUUUAUUUCUGAGAGGCAAGAGGAAUCUAUUCCUAGUCGCAUAUAUUUUAUUUCGCGUGCAUUUAUAAAUAAUGCACUUUAUUUCUUUGGCUAUCAUUUAAUAUUUUGA